Molecule: messenger RNA, 1056 nt
Organism: Raphanus sativus (radish)
Lineage: Eukaryota; Viridiplantae; Streptophyta; Magnoliopsida; Brassicales; Brassicaceae
Product: 40S ribosomal protein S2-2
Exons: 2
Coding region: 67-918 (283 amino acids)
Biological process (GO): translation
Cellular component (GO): cytosolic small ribosomal subunit; ribosome
Molecular function (GO): structural constituent of ribosome; RNA binding
Source: RefSeq, a predicted model, not a curated record
UUUUCGCUUGCUCACGCUUACACUUAUCGCAGCGACUCCAAACUCUCAACACAAAAACUCUCGAAAAUGGCGGAACGUGGCGGAGAACGUGGCGCCGUCGGAGAACGUGGUGGUUUCGGACGUGGAUUCGGAGGAGGUCGUGGCGACCGUGGUGGUCGCGGUGGUCCAAGAGGAAGGGGAGGCAGACGCGGAGGACGUCCCGCGGAGGAGGAGAAGUGGACGCCAGUGACCAAGCUCGGCCGUCUCGUGAAAGACGGAAAGAUCCAGAAGCUCGAGCAGAUCUACCUCCACUCUCUCCCCGUCAAGGAGUACCAGAUCAUCGACCUCCUCGUCGGUCCCACCUUGAAAGACGAGGUGAUGAAGAUCAUGCCGGUUCAGAAACAGACCAGAGCCGGUCAGAGGACGAGGUUCAAGGCCUUUGUCGUUGUCGGAGACACGAACGGGCAUGUCGGUUUGGGAGUGAAAUGCUCCAAGGAGGUUGCCACGGCGAUCAGAGGAGGGAUCAUACUGGCGAAGCUGUCUGUGAUUCCGGUGAGGAGAGGUUACUGGGGGAACAAGAUUGGGAAGCCGCAUACGGUUCCUUGUAAGGUUACGGGGAAGUGUGGUUCAGUUACGGUGAGGAUGGUGCCUGCUCCCAGAGGUGCGGGGAUUGUGGCGGCUAGGGUUCCUAAGAAGGUUCUUCAGUUCGCUGGGAUUGAUGACGUGUUCACUUCCUCCAGGGGGUCCACUAAAACCCUUGGAAACUUCGUAAAGGCUACAUUUGAUUGCCUUCAGAAGACAUAUGGAUUCCUGACACCAGAGUUCUGGAAAGAGACGAGCUUUAAAAAAUCACCGUACCAGGAGUACACUGAUUUGCUGGCCUCAAAGGGAACUACGACCAAAGUCAUCACCGAGGUCGAAGACCAAGCCGCCGCCUAAAUCAUCACCAAUAUUUUGAAUUUUCCUUGAUUUUGAUUUUGGUCGAACUCUGUUGGAUUGCAUCUUUAUGUUUUACUCUCUUCCCAAACCAUUACUUUUCAGUUUUAUAGAUGGAUAAUAUUCUAUCUUUUUGUUUCA